AUUCGUGGCUGCGGGACACACUUCUUGAGGCCUAGCUAUUUUUUCCCCCAAGUUUUUUCCAACUCGUCGCUUGGUCUUAACAGGCAAAUGCAGCUUCCUUUUGGUACAAAACAAAUAGAAGGGAAGAGACGCUAUCAUUUAAUCAACGCUGGGAAACAGUUGUCAGCCUCUGCUAAGCACGUGGGAGUGUUUGAUGGCUUUUUGAAAAUAGGGGCCAAAGACAACAAGGCCAUCAUGUGCAACUAAAGACAUCUUGAUCACACGGGCUCCUAUCCUGUGCUGACCCAAUGGUUUAAUCAGCAGGACCAAAAAUGAGCAUAAGCAGCGAUGAGGUCAAUUUUCUGGUUUACAGAUACCUGCAAGAGUCGGGUUUUUCUCACUCAGCUUUCACCUUUGGCAUAGAGAGCCACAUCAGCCAAUCCAACAUCAACGGUGCCCUGGUGCCCCCUGCUGCUCUCAUCUCCAUCAUCCAGAAGGGCCUGCAAUAUGUGGAGGCAGAAGUCAGCAUCAACGAGGACGGGACCUUAUUUGAUGGACGACCCAUUGAGUCGCUCUCUCUGAUUGAUGCCGUUAUGCCAGAUGUAGUCCAGACCAGGCAGCAGGCCUACAAAGACAAGCUGGCUCAGCAGGAGGCAGCAGCGGGCAGCGGCAGCAGCACAGGACCCCAAGGUGGCGUCAAGAACGGAGAGGGAGCUGCCAAUGGAGAGGAAAAUGGAUCACACGCCUUAGCAAAUCACCACGCAGAAAUGAUGGAGGUGGACAGAGAUGUGGAGAUCCCUCAAAGUAAAGCAAUGGUCUUAAGGGGCCAUGAGUCUGAAGUUUUUAUCUGUGCCUGGAACCCAGUAAAUGAUCUCCUUGCCUCAGGGUCCGGGGACUCAACAGCUCGAAUCUGGAACCUGAGUGAAAACAGCACAGGCGGAUCCACGCAGCUCGUUCUGAGGCACUGCAUACGAGAGGGGGGACAGGACGUACCCAGCAACAAAGACGUCACCUCACUGGACUGGAAUAGUGAAGGCACGUUGCUGGCAACAGGGUCAUAUGAUGGCUUUGCUAGAAUAUGGACAAAAGAUGGUAACCUGGCGAGUACUUUGGGUCAACAUAAGGGCCCGAUAUUUGCACUCAAGUGGAAUAAAAAAGGAAACUUUAUCCUCAGUGCUGGUGUAGACAAGACAACGAUUAUUUGGGAUGCACACACAGGAGAAGCAAAGCAGCAGUUUCCCUUCCACUCAGCACCUGCUCUGGAUGUAGACUGGCAGAGCAAUAACACGUUUGCCUCCUGCAGCACAGACAUGUGCAUCCAUGUGUGUAAGCUGGGUCAGGACAGACCUGUCAAGACCUUCCAGGGACACACGAAUGAGGUGAAUGCCAUAAAGUGGGAUCCAACUGGCAGCUUGCUGGCCUCCUGCUCUGAUGACAUGACGCUGAAGAUCUGGAGCAUGAAGCAGGAUUUGUGUGUCCACGAUCUCCAGGCCCACAGUAAAGAAAUCUACACCAUCAAGUGGAGUCCAACAGGCCCGGGGACCAACAACCCCAGUGCAAACCUCAUGCUGGCCAGUGCGUCAUUUGAUUCAACUGUGCGUUUGUGGGACGUGGAGCGUGGGGUGUGUAUUCACACUCUGACCCGGCACCAGGAGCCUGUUUACAGCGUGGCCUUCAGUCCUGAUGGCAAACACCUCGCCAGCGGCUCCUUCGACAAGUGUGUCCACAUCUGGAACACCCAGACGGGAGCUUUAGUCCACAGCUACAGAGGGACAGGGGGGAUCUUUGAGGUGUGCUGGAACGCCACAGGGGACAAAGUAGGAGCUAGCGCGUCAGAUGGAUCGGUUUGUGUACUCGACCUGAGGAAAUGACACUUGUGUGGGGGAGCAAUGGACCGACUGCGAAUGUGUACAUAGCCAAACGACUGUCGCUGCCUGUCCGCCUCACUGCUGUCGUCCUGUCCGAUUCCAUGGCCCGCUGUCGCAGCCAGCUGGAACGCUCGCUUCCUCACGUAAACGCCGGACCACACUUUAUUCACACAACACAGCCACGCGCAGCAGACACACAACGGGUCUGCAUGGACAUUUCAAAACGUGUUUCCAGCACCAUCAGAAGCAAACCAAAACUCCAGGAUUCCCCUUGCUGUCCUUUCCUCAGUCGCUGCGUUGGAUUUGUAAAGAUUUUUGUUCUUAGUUGGUGUGUGCAUAUUGCACAUGUCAGCGUUUGGUGUCCUGUGGACAUGUUACUAAUCUCUGUUGGAUUUUUAUUACAUGUGGGAUGGGAGGGAACAGAGGGGUGCACAGGGUUGUUUUCUUUUAAAACAAAUAUUCAAACUUGUUCAUUGAAUCUAUUUACACUUGUCUGCUCUCUUCAAAGCCAAAAACAGAUUUACAGCUUAGAAGACGAGGUGAUUUAGUUUUGUCAGCUCUAUUUUUAUCCAAUAAAUUUGAUCCAUUGUGACUGUUUUAAACAAGUUCAUCGAGGUGCUCAAAACAAAAUGUUUAGAUGGAAGAUAAUCUGCACCAGAGUUGACUUUAAACCCGGUAUUCACUGGGCUGCGACUGUUAGACUCUACAUGUCAGGGUGUGGGCCAACGUUCAGUUGCAGUCUCACUCACUUGUGUUUUCAGACCUGAACCUUCAGCUUUUAGCCUCAGAUGUUUUCUAUUAGAGUUGUAAAAAUACAGAAACCAAAUAAAAACGGGUAUAAGAUGCCUGCGUCACUCUUAAUUAUUUAAGAACGAAAGCGUCGCGCAAAAUUUUAAAACAUGUUCAACGAUCAAGUGACAAGACCGUGAGCCUCUGGGGCUCCAGGAGAAAUUAAGAACCUCUGAAUGUUUCGAGACAAAGUGACUCCCUCAUGAAAACUGUUCACCAAGUAGUUACCAGCAGUCCCAACCAGUGAGAGAUUUAAGGCUUUCUCCCAUCACAGGGGUUCCAGGGCUGAAGCCAAGCCACAGUCAGCUUUGUAGCAGCUCUUUCACUUACACCAGAGCUGUGGCUCAGGGGCCACAC
Nematolebias whitei (Rio pearlfish) is the source of this 2993-nucleotide messenger RNA. RefSeq names its product tbl1x receptor 1b (gene tbl1xr1b). Gene Ontology annotation, molecular function: transcription corepressor activity; protein binding. Gene Ontology annotation, biological process: regulation of transcription by RNA polymerase II. The transcript has 16 exons. The coding region runs from base 312 to 1850 and encodes 512 amino acids. Lineage: Eukaryota; Metazoa; Chordata; Actinopteri; Cyprinodontiformes; Rivulidae. The record is from RefSeq and is a predicted model, not a curated record. Gene Ontology annotation, cellular component: histone deacetylase complex.